AUGAAGUUCUCUCUUGCGGCUCUCGCAGCCAUUGCGCCCAUUGUCUCGGCCCAUUACUUCUUCGACGCCCUCGUUAUUGACGACAAGGAAGAUACCCAGUAUGUCCGGUCCAAUACCCGUCCCGAGAAGUACAACCCAACCAAAUGGGUCAACCCCCUCGACAACAUGACCCCCGAUAUGCCCGACUUCCGCUGUAACAAGGGAGCCUUCACCUUUGCUGGCCAAACCGAUACCGCUGAGGUGAAGGCCGGAUCCAAGCUUGCCAUGAAGCUUGGCGUUGGUGCUACAAUGCGGCACCCUGGUCCUGCCUCCGUGUACAUGUCCAAGGCCCCUACCACCGCCAACAAAUACGAGGGCGAUGGCGAGUGGUUCAAGAUCUACCAGGAGAGUGUUUGCGACAAGAGCAAGGACUUUACCACAGAAGCCUGGUGUACCUGGGACAAGGAUCGUAUUGAGUUUACCAUUCCUGCGAAUCUGCCCGAUGGAGAAUAUCUGAUUCGGCCGGAGCACAUUGGUCUGCACGGUGCCGCUGGUGGUCAAGCCGAAUUCUAUUACGGCUGUGCUCAAGUCAAGGUUGUCGAUGGUGGAAAUGGAACCCCCGGACCUACUAUCAAAUUCCCCGGUGGUUAUAAGAAAGAUGACCCUUCGUUCAACUUCAGCAUCUGGGGUGGCUACAAGGAGUACCCUAUGCCUGGUCCGGAAGUCUGGACUGGGGAGUCGGGCUCCAACUCAGCUUCUUCUAAGGUGGCUAUUGACAAGGAUACAUCGGCGGCUACUACCUCCAGUAAAAAAGCUGAGGACACUGACGACUUCGCUCGUUGCGCACGCUCGUGCUUCCAGUACCUAUAA
Penicillium verrucosum is the source of this 849-nucleotide messenger RNA. RefSeq names its product lytic polysaccharide monooxygenase auxiliary activity family 9 protein. Lineage: Eukaryota; Fungi; Ascomycota; Eurotiomycetes; Eurotiales; Aspergillaceae. Bases 1 to 849 code for a protein of 282 amino acids. The record is from RefSeq and is a predicted model, not a curated record. The transcript has 3 exons.